This is a messenger RNA of Salvia hispanica, 1551 nucleotides long. RefSeq lists its product as uncharacterized. The record is from RefSeq and is a predicted model, not a curated record. NCBI's taxonomy places the organism in Eukaryota, Viridiplantae, Streptophyta, Magnoliopsida, Lamiales, Lamiaceae.
CCGCUUUCUACCGUCGCCGCUUCCCCUUCGCCUCAACCACUGGCAAUUUUCCACCGCCACCAAUAAGAAAGUGCUGCAAAGAACUUCAUUAUUGUUACUUGUCUAAAGUUCCUCCAUCUCUCUUAAAAAUGACUUUGCUGGAAGUGAUAACAAAGGCUUCGUCUUCAAUUCCAACUCGACCCGACGAAGAAACCGAUUACCCGAUUGUGCUCAACCCGGAGCCGGUUCUCCUCAAGCUGAAGCCCGAGUCUGACGCCCAGCAAGCUCAGAACUCUGUGAAAAAGGUAACCGGCUGGGAAAUUUCGCAAACAGAUAAUGAGCAUAUCGAAUUAGGGCACAAAUUCUGCAAGGACCUGAGGAGGAAAUUGAAAAACACGAAUUCCUUUGGUAAAUCCAAGUUCGUGGGAAUGGUUACUUCGCAUUUGGAGAAUCUCGCAAGUAAAGUUGGGGUUUAUAUUGCUGCUGAAAAAACAGAGUAUGUCUGUAAAUUGGUGGAGAAAUUGGGGCUUUUUAUGGGUAGGGAUGUUAAGGGUUUGAUUUUGGAGGGCUGUAUUAGUUUGGAGGUUUGGGAUGUGUUGGGUAGUUCAAUAGCUAAUGGGGUUGUUGAACAUGCUUCUACGUCGAACUUGGUUCAUAAGUUGAUCGAGAAAAGGAGGUCGGAUUUGGUUGUUUUGUGCGUGAAACACUUGUUGGACCUGCAGGCUUAUGAUUUGAUGUGCAUUUUGAAGUAUUUCUUGAUGCUGCCUAGUGAAGGGUAUAGAAGCCUGUCGAGUGUGAGGGAGGAUUGGGAGAGGCAAGCGUCGUUGGCGAUUGAGAAAGCGAGUGGUAAGGGCAUUAAUGGGGAAAAUAAGAGCUUGGCGAAGGAUGCUGCGGUCUUGAUCAUGUUGGGACAUGAUGGAUUCUCGGUGUCUGAGCUGUGCUUGCAUUAUUUUCUCGCGUCUGCAAAUCUUGAUGAGGUUAUUUUUGCAGCUUGUGUGAGUAAGUUGAAUGGUGAGGAGUUGAAGGCUUUGAUUCAGUACUUUGGGAAGUGGCUGAGGAAGUAUGAGAGGUUUCCUCAAGCUGGUCCUUGUGCUGGAUCAUCUGCAUUGGGUUUAACGGUUUGUGAUUGGAUUCCGAGUCUUGGAAGCGUUGUCAAAUAUUUUGGUGUUGUUGUGGAUGAGCAUUUUUCGUCUUUGGUUUUGCAUUCUGAGUUCCAUGAGCUGAGAUCCUUGGAAGAAGUUGUUGGUUCCUUAGCUAUUGAGGCCAGGCUUUGUGGUACUUUGGAAAAAUUGAGUGAGAGGUUGAUAAUCGAGCGCCAAGCAUACCACAAUGAUUCUAUGGGGAAUUUCGCAUUUUGAAGACGUUACAAGAGAUUUCAGUUUUGGCAUUGCAUGGAGCUCUGGAGCAAUCCUUCGCCUCUCCUUUCAGUGGAGAAGAUUUUAAUUCCUUAAAUCCUAUGGAUCUCCUCGUUUAAUUUUUUUGGUUUCAUUUUAUAUUCCAACUAUGUAAUGGAGUAGUAUUAUGCAUGAGGAAAAGCUUUGAAGAAUGGAUAUGCCUCAUUUGUUAGUUUCA